Aspergillus homomorphus CBS 101889 is the source of this 2077-nucleotide messenger RNA. Its product is annotated as putative MFS alpha-glucoside transporter. The record is from RefSeq and is a predicted model, not a curated record. Gene Ontology annotation, biological process: carbohydrate transport; transmembrane transport. Gene Ontology annotation, cellular component: membrane. Lineage: Eukaryota; Fungi; Ascomycota; Eurotiomycetes; Eurotiales; Aspergillaceae. The coding region runs from base 485 to 2077 and encodes 530 amino acids. Gene Ontology annotation, molecular function: carbohydrate:proton symporter activity. The transcript has 4 exons.
UGGGUUGCUAGUCGAGGAAAGAGAGAAGGCGGGGGGUUUAUAUCCUCGGUCCUACGAUUGCAGUCCCGACUCGUGACACAAACAGAUUUACAAGGAUGCUGCACGACUCUAACCCGUGUAGGCUGAGAUUGGCAUAAGGCUGGUUAAUCCUCAUAGUUCGGCAGGCCAACCAGCCAACAUUGGGUGCGGCCUCACAUUGACUUUUGGAGAUCGGCACAGUGCGGGGGUGAUAUUUGCUCGCCAGGCUUAGAAAUCGAGGGCCUCGUCUGGACUACUGCUUUGGUACACCUCAGCUCAGCUCGACUCGUUCUCAGCCUGUAUACCCUAAUUCACUGUGCACCGUGGCUUCGUUUGCCCCCAAGGUCCAUGAGCCAAGACGGCCAAGACAAUGGCGGCAAGUGCAGAUAAAAACGCUGUCGCCGUGGCCUCACCUGCAUCGUCCUGUUCACCCCCGAGAAAAAAAAAAUAGAAGAACAACAGGAAGAUGAAGGACGAGAAGCACGAGACAAUUAUUCAGGCAGUUCCGACGGCCUCGCUGGAGGAGGCCGGCGACUCGCAUGAGUUCCUUGCAGCCGAGCAUGCCUUGACAUUCUGGCCCGCUCUCCGACAGCACUGGCCAGCGGUAGCGUGGGCAUUAUUCAUGAACCUGGCGACGAUCUUGAAAGGCAUUGAUGGCGGCAUUGUCAAAGGCCUGGUCGGGCUCGACGUCUUCAAACAGAACUACGGUUACGAACAUGAGGGACGCUACAUCCUCGCCGCCCGAUGGCUGUCUGCCUUCAACUACGCCAACCUGCUUGGAGCCAUUGUGGGCGCUCUCUGCGCCGGCGUCGCCUACGACCGCUUCGGGCCGCGCAUCCUGCUCAUCGUGUGCUCCUGUUUGUCGAUUGGCUUCAUCUUCGUGCAGUUCUUCAGCCAGACCCCUGCCCAGCUGUUCGUGGGCGAGCUGAUCAACGGCUGCGUCAUUGCCUUCUAUCCUAUUUGCGCGUCGGCGUACGUGGGAGAGGUGACGCCCCUGCCGCUGCGUGGCUUCGCCGCGACAAUGACCAACCUGGCCUUCUCCAUCGGCUCCCUGAUUGCCUCCGGCAUCCUCAAGGGCACGACCUCGCUUGAUAGCGACUGGUCCUACCGGAUCCCCAUCGCCACGCAAUGGGCGCUACCGUGCAUCAUGUUGGCCAUCGUGCCCUUCUGCCCGGAACCUCCAUACUGGCUCUGUCGGAAGGGCCGACCCGACGCCGCGGCCUCCACGCUGCGGCGUCUCACCACCGCGGGGGUCGACAUCGGCCCCCGACUGGCGCACAUCCAGGAAACCCUACGCCUGGAAGCCAGCUUCCAGCAGAACAUGACGACACGGUUCGAAUGCCUGCACGGCCCUAACCGCCGCCGCCUGUUGAUCUGCAUCAUGGUCUACUGCAUGCAAGCCUUCACGGGCAACGUCUUCUUCAUCAACUACGCGGUGCACUUCAUGGAGACGGCCGGCCUGAGCGCCUCGCAUGCCUUCUCCAUGAACAUCGGCCUGAGCGCCCUGGGCCUCCUGGGCACCGUGCUCUCCUGGCCGCUGCUAUCGUACAUCGGCCGCCGCACCAUGUACCUGGCCGGCUGCUCGGCCCUGGCGGUGGUCUUGUUGCUGAUCGGCGUGCUGGACGUGAUCCCGCGGCACACGGCCACCAUCUGGGCUCAGUGCGCGCUCAUGCUGGCCUGCACCUUGGUGUACGACGUCAGUCUCGGGCCCUUCUGCUAUGUGCUCCUGGCGGAGGUCUCGUCGGUGCGAUUGCGCGGGGUGACGAUCGGGCUGGCGACCGUGAGUUGCUUCGUGUGGUCGGUCGUGUUUGCCGUCGUGAUCCCGUACGCCAUGAACGAAGACGAGGGGAACUUGGGCGGGAAGUUGGGGUUUCUGUUUGCGGGCACCAGUGUUGUCUGCGCGGGGAUGUGCUUCUUUUGGUUGCCCGAGACGCAGGGUCGGACGUUCGCGGAAUUGGACGCAAUGUUCGAGCAGGGGGUGGCCAGUCGGCGGUUUCGGCGAACAGCGAGAAAUCAGUCGGUGCAUAAGCCUAAAGAGGAAAAAGCCGAGGAUGUGUGA